GGUUGAAAAAUGCCCAGGAGAAAGUUUGCAGAUGAAGAAGUGGUAAUGGGUAGAUGGCCUGGAAGUGUGUUAUACUAUGAAGUAAAAGUAAUCAGCUAUAAUGAACAUACACAUCUUUAUACAGUUAAAUAUGAAGAUGGAACUGAACUUAAUCUGAAAGAAAAUGAUAUGAGGUCUGUCUCAUCUUUUCGAUUUAGAAAAAGCAGCUCUUCCUCAGGUUCUCCAUCAAGACGGAGUGGUAGCAGAUCUAGAUCAGGCUCUAGAUCUCGUUCACCUGGUCGACCAGCAAAACACAAACGUCGUUCUUCUUCCCGAAGCAGAGAACCAAAAAAUGAAAAUAAUAUUGGGGAACCUAAUCUGACUCCUUUGAGGCUUCAUGAAAAUAAUACAAAUCAGUAUAAUGGGGAGCCAGAUAUCACAGAAGUGAAUUAUUCUACUCAUGCCACUUUAGAGCGGCAAAGAAUUGAAUCUGUGCGAAGAAGAGAACGCAUUCUGGAACAAUAUAAUUUGCAUCCUAGAAAGGAGGAGAAGGGAAGAGAGGAGAUGUAUUCAGAAGAGAAAAAUUUUGAAACACCAAAAAGUAUUGAAAAAGUAUGCUGGAAGACAAAAGAACUGGAAUUUGGAGGAAAAAUCGGUGCCUUCUUUAUGAUAUUUCUUCUGCCUGGAACCGUGUUCUGCCUGUUGUUAAUGUGCUCACAGAAAGACCCUAGUCUUCUGAAUUUUCCUCCUCCACUACCAGCUUUCCAAAAUUUAUGGGAGACGAGAGUGUUUGGUGUCUUUCUUCUUUGGUUCUUUCUCCAAGCCCUAUUUUACUUACUACCGAUAGGAAAGAUUGUAGAAGGGGUACCACUUUGGAAUGGAAUUAGACUGGAGUAUAGAAUAAAUGGAAUCUACGCUUUUAUCCUAACAGCUAUAGCUGUUGGAAUUUCUCUAUACUUUGAAAUGGAGUUUUAUUAUUUAUAUGACCACUUCCUGCAAUUUGCUAUUUGUGCUACAAUUUUUAGUUUUUUGUUGAGCAUUUAUCUCUAUGCCCGUUCUCUGAAAGCACCUGAGCAUGAAUUAUCCCAUGGAGGAAAUUCUGGGAAUAUCUUUUAUGAUUUUUUUAUGGGACGUGAAUUAAAUCCUCGCAUUGGAAAUUUUGAUCUGAAAUACUUUUGCGAGUUACGACCAGGGCUAAUUGGUUGGACUGUUAUUAACUUGGCCAUGCUUUUCACUGAGAUGAAAGUGCAAGAUCGGAACAUGCCCUCUCUGUCAAUGAUACUUGUUAAUAGUUUCCAGCUCAUCUAUGUGGUGGAUUCUCUUUGGCAUGAGGAAGCAAUUUUAACAACAAUGGACAUCACAAAUGAAGGGUUUGGAUUCAUGCUAGCAUUUGGAGACUUAGUAUGGGUUCCCUUUCUCUACAGUUUACAAGCUUUCUAUUUAGUGAAUAAUCCAAAUGAGAUUUCAUGGCCUGCAGCUUCUGCCAUCCUGACUCUAAAUAUUGUUGGCUAUUACAUUUUCCGUGCUGCCAACUCACAAAAGAAUUUAUUUAGAAGAAAUCCAAAGGAUCCAAAAGUUGCUCAUUUGAAUGUUAUUCCUACUGCAACGGGAAAAAACCUCCUUGUAUCUGGCUGGUGGGGCUUUGUGCGUCAUCCUAAUUAUUUAGGUGAUAUCAUUAUGGCCCUGGCUUGGUCCCUACCUUGUGGAUUCAAUCAUAUUUUACCAUAUUUCUAUGUCAUAUAUUUUACUGGUUUGCUUAUUCACCGAGAAGCCCGUGAUGAACACCAAUGUAAGAAAAAAUACGGUUUGGCAUGGGAAAAAUACUGUCAGCGUGUACCGUACCGCAUAUUUCCAUACAUCUAUUGAGCAACAUCUGAUGCAAGAUACAGAGUUUCGGCAAUGAAACCUUUGGUGUAUACAUCAUACCUCUUACCUUUGCACUUGGAAUAUAUAAUAAUUGUACUGGAUGUUCUUAAAAAUACAUUUUGAUAGGUCAUUUCCAGAUAUUUACCAGCCAUCUAAUUGAUGCAGCCUUAUAAUUUUUAACCACUUGCCAUUUUAAGUGACUUUUUUUUAUUAGAAAUAAUAAACUAGUUGUAUAGUGCAUGAAAAGUAUUAAGUAAUUUGUAUGCUUUAUAAACUGGUUAUGAGUAAUGUUUAUUUUUUGUCCUGUAAGAAAGAAAACCAAAUUUAGGGCUUAAUUACCAAUAUUUUCUUUAUAAUUUUAUUUUGUAUUUUUAGUAUUCAUAGUACCUUGGUCAAAAAGCAUCAUAUAAAACAGCAGUAUACUAAGAUCCAAUGAAAAGCAACAUUUACUAUGUUCCAGCUUCCUAAUUAUAUUUGUUCUUACUCAUUUUUCCUGAUUCCCUUGAGGAUUUGGGCAGAUGGAGGUUAGAGCGGAGUUAUAAAUAUGACUCUUCUGCCUCAUAAAAACAGGCUCCAUUUAAGUUGUAGACAAGAUUUUAACAUGUAGUUGAGUGUUGAGUGCAGUUGUAAGGGGAUAUAUAAAAAUGUCCCAUACCACUCUAUGGAAUAUCUCAGGUUUGAAAAUAUUAGUGGUAAAAAACAUUAGAGAUUUAUUUAGUGAUAAUAGAAAGUAGUGCAAAAUAUGAAAUAUUGUACAAACUGGAAAAAAGCUUUUUCCCCUAUGAACCAUUGCUUUACACUGCAGCUUUCCUUUAUAAUAUUGAAAGAGUUUGUUUUACAAUAUUUGGCUGUAAAAUGGAAUUGUUUUUCAAGUUUGGAUUUUUUUAAAUUAUAACCAUUUGCGUAUUUUUUAAAAAAAAUGUAAAGUAUUGUAUUAUUGUGAAAUAUUUUAAGAGCUAAUGACUUCAUUUAAAUAUGGUGAUGCAUUAUGAAAAAAGGAAACUAUUCAACUUUUACAACUUGGCAUUACUACCUCAAAGUAGGUUAUUUUGCCUUUUUAUAUUGUUAUGUAGGGAAAAGAUUGCUUUUUAAAUUAGCUUUUAAAUAAGAAAUGGAAAUUAAAAUCAACUAUAUAAGCACUAAUGCAUUUUUUUAUAUUUUUGUAUUAAUAUCUCUUAACUAUAGCUAUAGAAUAUAAGAAAUUCAUAGCUUUAACAAUAGUAAUUUUACUGUUAAAGUUUUUAUUGAAAUGCCUGUAAUUGACAAAACAAUUGCUAUUUUAAUAUAUAAAGUUUGAAGGCAAAGGUAUUGAAAUAUUUUUUUCAAACCGUGGAUUUCAUAAUUUUAUAGCAGUCAGAAAAGGUAGCCAUUUAAUAUCUGUGUAAAGCACCCAUAGUUUGUAUAUAUGAAUAUGUAGCAUAUUCUUUAUAACUUUUGCUUUUAAUUUUAAUGCAGCUAAUACUACUUUCAAAAUAUUGUGCAGCAAUAAUUACUGUGAAAUAUUACACAAUAUAGCAGAGCCUCUUUUCUUCUCCUUCCGUCUACUAUAUUUUAUGUAUCUACUAGCUUUUGCUGGGCAUUGUGUGCCUUUAUAAAAAUGUGGAUUCAGUCUAUUUAACCUAAUAAGUUGCCCAGUUUUGAAAUAGAAGGAAUUUAGCAUUUGGUAAUCUUUAUUCCUUAUAUAUUUAUAAGGACUGUUUUAGUUUUGAACAAAACUAUUUUAAAUUUAGAUUGUAGUAAUUAAAUUUGGGGUUUCGGGGCAAUAACUAUUGCACAUAUGAUAAUGGCAUUUUUGAUUCUGUGAUGAUUAUGCUCCAACCCCCAAGCACUCUCCGGAACUUUGGAACUACAUUUUAUAUAUUUCUGUUGGCUAGACUAACUAGAUUUGAUGGAGGUUGUGGCCCUGAACACUUUUAAUAGGGCUGAUAUCUAUAAGCAAUAUAGGUAGUAUAGACAUUCCAUGAUUUUCAGGUAUUCUACAUACACUUUCUGAAGAAAGGAUUUUUUAAGAUAACUCUAUAGCCCCAGGAGUAUAGUUCCAAUUAAAAUAAACAGCAAUUUGUCAUCAUUAUUGUUUUUCUUUUUACUUUAGAAUGUACUUUUAGAUUUCAUUUCAUGAACAAUAACUUGCAUAAUUAAACAUUAGUCCAAAAAUUG
Molecule: messenger RNA, 4002 nt
Organism: Thamnophis sirtalis
Lineage: Eukaryota; Metazoa; Chordata; Lepidosauria; Squamata; Natricidae
Source: RefSeq, a predicted model, not a curated record